Molecule: messenger RNA, 2637 nt
Organism: Arachis stenosperma
Lineage: Eukaryota; Viridiplantae; Streptophyta; Magnoliopsida; Fabales; Fabaceae
Exons: 12
Coding region: 237-2261 (674 amino acids)
Biological process (GO): glucan catabolic process
Molecular function (GO): beta-glucosidase activity
Source: RefSeq, a predicted model, not a curated record
UAACCUCCAAAAUUUCACAGACAAAAAUAAAACCGUCAAACACAGACGCAAAUAGUGUUAAGUGUCUCCCACUCACGCCUUUCACCUUCUCCACUCUCUACUCUGCCGUUUCUUGCUUUUUUUCUUAGCACCCCAUUUCACCAUUCCGUCAAAAGUUGAAACUUUUUCAUAAAAAGACUCCAUUUUUGCAUUCCUUCUUCUGCAGGUGAAGAAGCUAGAGCUGGGAAAUUCACAAGAUGAAUAGGGCAUUGAUUCGUUUUCUGGUUUCUUUGUGGCUAUGUUGUUGUUGUUGGUUGGUUUCAAUUGGUGAAGCACAAGCACAAGGAGGAGAGUAUAUGAAAUACAAAGAUCCAAAGCAACCAGUUGCAGUUCGUGUUAAGGACUUACUUGAUCGAAUGACUCUUGAGGAGAAGAUUGGCCAAAUGGUUCAAAUUGAUAGGAGUGUUGCUAAUGCUGAGGUCAUGAAAAACAGCUUCAUUGGGAGUGUAUUAAGUGGCGGUGGAAGUGAACCACUUCCAAAAGCUACUGCUCAAGAUUGGGUUAACAUGAUAAAUGAAUUUCAGAAAGGGUCUUUGGCAAGUCGAUUGGGUAUUCCAAUGAUGUAUGGGAUUGAUGCUGUUCAUGGCCACAACAAUGUCUAUAAUGCUACCAUAUUUCCCCAUAAUGUUGGACUUGGAUGUACCAGAGAUCCUGACCUUGCCCAAAAGAUUGGAGCUGCAACCGCUCUCGAAGUCAGAGCGACGGGGAUUCCUUAUGUCUUUGCUCCAUGUAUUGCGGUUUGUAGAGAUCCAAGAUGGGGUCGGUGUUAUGAAAGCUACAGUGAGGAUCCUAAAAUUGUGGAACAAAUGACAGAGAUAAUACCUGGACUACAAGGAAGUCUCCCUGCCAAUGCCAAGAAGGGAUUUCCAUAUGUUGGUGGCAAGACAAAGGUAGCUGCUUGUGCUAAGCACUUUGUUGGAGAUGGCGGUACAACCAAGGGAGUUAAUGAGAACAACACUGUGAUUGACUGGCAUGGAUUGCUUAGCCUUCAUAUGCCUGCCUAUUCUGAUUCCAUUAUCAAAGGGGUCUCAACAGUGAUGGUUUCGUACUCCAGUUGGAACGGGGUAAAGAUGCAUGCAAAUCAUGAUCUAGUCACCGGCUUCCUAAAGAACACCCUUAAGUUUAAGGGAUUUGUCAUCUCUGAUUGGCAAGGUAUCGACAAAAUCACAUCGCCACCGGAUUCAAACUACACGUACUCUGUCCAAGCUUCCAUUCAAGCCGGUGUUGAUAUGGUGAUGGUCCCAUACAAGUUUGAUGAGUUCAUUCAGGAUCUUAAUCUCUUGGUCAAGAACAAUGUCAUUCCAAUGGACCGGAUUGAUGAUGCUGUGGCGAGAAUUUUGCUUGUCAAGUUUACCAUGGGUCUUUUUGAAAAUCCUCUAGCCGAUUUUAGUUUAGUCGACCAGCUUGGAAGUCAGGGACACAGGGAUCUUGCAAGGGAAGCUGUGAGAAAAUCUCUUGUGCUGCUUAAGAAUGGGAAAAAUGGAAGUGCUCCACUUCUGCCUCUUUCAAAGAAUGUUCCGAAAAUUCUAGUUGCUGGUACACAUGCUGACAAUUUGGGUUACCAAUGUGGCGGGUGGACAAUCAAAUGGCAAGGGUUUAGUGGCAACAUGGACACAAGUGGAACAACCAUUCUUAGUGCCAUAAAAUCAGCUGUUGAUCCAAGCACUGAAGUUGUAUUUCGUGAGAACCCGGAUAGCGAAUUUUUAAAGUCCAACAACUUUGAUUAUGCUAUUGUUGCUGUUGGUGAGCUUCCUUAUGCCGAGACUGCUGGUGACAGCACCACUUUGACAAUGACGGAUCCUGGUCCAAAUAUAAUCAACAAUGUCUGUGGGAAUGUUAAGUGUGUGGUUAUCAUUGUUUCUGGUAGACCUAUUGUGAUAGAACCAUACGUUUCUUCUAUAGACGCAUUGGUGGCAGCAUGGUUACCGGGCACUGAAGGCCAAGGCGUGACCGAUGCCCUUUUUGGCGACUAUGGUUUUAGCGGCAAGCUUGCUAGGACAUGGUUCAAAUCUGUGGAUCAACUCCCUAUGAAUGUUGGGGAUCCUCACUAUGAUCCACUCUUUCCAUUUGGUUUUGGUUUAACAACUGAAUCUGUCAAGGACCUAGUAGCAAGGUCAACCUCAAGUGUUGCUAGUGUGAGGGCUUGUAUAUUUACUAUUUUGGUGACACUAAUUAUCAGCUUAUAUUUAAUAGGUGAAGCACAAUUCAUUGGAGCUUAUUGAAGAGGGUAGCUAGAGAACUAACUUGGGAUACUUCUCGGCUUAGUCUUAUUUAUUUUAUCUCAUUCAUCAAUGUAUUGGAUCACAAAUAUUGCUCAUGAACUAGUGAUUGAUCUCUUUAUUUCAAUUUUCUUAUUCAAGACUUUGUAAGGAAUAUCAGACAAUUAGGGACAUCAACUACUAGGAUUUAGGUAGCCAGGCAUUGAACCAAAUUUGUUAAGAGAUUGAAUAUUUUGAUUUCUCAUUGGGAAAGGGUGUGAGGGGCUUGUAAGUAAGUUCAGAUUUCAUUACCUCUACUCACACCAUUGAAACUUAGAACUUAAUCCAAGGCUUUGGUGUAUCCCGAAAUUCACAAGAAUUAAAAAAGCAAAUUUCUGUA